CGCCAGCGCUUGGUGACAUUGCGCAUAUCUACGCCCCCGCGGGCUAGUGCCCUUCUGUGCUGGUCGGCUGAGUAGGUGGCAAUGGGGAGCCUCCGCGGCCUACGCCUGGCGGUUUCACAGAAGCUUUGAAAAUCAACAGCCUCACAAUCACAGUGGCUAUGAAAACCAGCAGGCUGGCAGGCAUUGAAGAAUGCAGAACAAGGAGUUGUUUAAGGUUAUGUGAAAGAGAUGUUUAUUCAUCUCUAAGGCUUACCAGAAACACUGAUUUGAAGAGAAUAAUUGGAUUUUGCACCAAACCACAAGAAAGUGCCAGAGCUCCAUCCAACACCUACAGCCACAGAGUGCCUUUACACAAACCCACGGACUGGGAGAAAAAGAUGUUGAUAUGGUCAGGUCGCUUCAAAAAGGAAGAUGAAAUUCCAGAGACCAUCUCGUUUGAGAUGCUUGAUGCUGCCAAGAAUAAGAUUCGGGUGAAGAUAAGCUAUGUAAUGAUUGCCCUGACAGUGGCAGGAUGUAUCUUUAUGGUUAUUGAAGGAAAGAAGGCUGCCAAAAGAAACGAGAGUUUAACAAGCAUGAACUUAGAAAAGAAAGCUCGUCUGAGAGAGGAAGCAGCUAUGAAGGACAAAGAGUAGCAGAGGUAUCCAUAUUGGCUGGAUUUCAGAAAUCCAGGAAUAAUGUUGCAACAAGCCUGUAUUAAAAAGAAUUUGAUACAAAGUUCCAUUUCAUAAAAAUAUGGUUUACACAAACUCAUACCUUUUCUCUGUUGUAACAGUACGAAUAAAUUUCCUUAAA
This is a messenger RNA of Nycticebus coucang (slow loris), 792 nucleotides long. RefSeq names its product family with sequence similarity 162 member A (gene FAM162A). The record is from RefSeq and is a predicted model, not a curated record. Gene Ontology annotation, biological process: neuron apoptotic process; positive regulation of release of cytochrome c from mitochondria; cellular response to hypoxia. Lineage: Eukaryota; Metazoa; Chordata; Mammalia; Primates; Lorisidae. Gene Ontology annotation, cellular component: mitochondrion. The transcript has 6 exons. The coding region runs from base 159 to 632 and encodes 157 amino acids.